AUGGAUAGAAAAUCUGCUAGAAUAAAAGCAGAGUUGCAAAGAUAUGGUUGGAGAGUUUCGAAGAAUUUUAAAUAUAGGAAGGGAAGACCCAUAAAAGUCUAUGACAAACUGGCUGGUCUUCGCUACGAAAUGGAUUUGGAAACAGCACGUGCAAAUUAUCCAAACAGACUAGAGAGGUUAGAAGAAGAACGUCUUAUGAACAUGCCUUUCGAUGUUAGUGAACCUCAAGUUGAAGGACACGACGGCUUUGCCAGAUUCUACUGGAAACAUGACGAACAAUUGCAUCCUUUGAGAAGGAAAAAGGAAAAGGUGAAGACACAUGCUCCCAUGGAAAGAACAAGAUAUGCAUAUGAAAAGUAUCGUGAAGUUAGAAGUCAAAUUACAUCUGGUCGAACCUUUACAGUAAACCUUGACGAAGGAAAGAACAAAGAAGGCUUCAUGGGAGUACUUGCUGCCAUACAAGACGGAAAUAAGAAAGGACACAAUCUCAGAUUGACCAUAACGGAUUUGGAUGGUCACAUUUACUAUGCAAAUGGCAAUGAACAAACAGCUGCAAAACUUCUUGACGCUUUCAAGACUACAAAGAGAGAACAAAUGGUUGACUCCGACUCAGACAUUUUGAAUGCAAUUGAAGGAAUUGCAAGUGUCAAGUUCGAAUGGUACCAACCUAACCCUCAAGCAGUCAGACAACAUGCUGGAUACUUUCCGUUCAUAA
Trichomonas vaginalis G3 is the source of this 715-nucleotide messenger RNA. RefSeq lists its product as uncharacterized. The record is from RefSeq and is a predicted model, not a curated record. Lineage: Eukaryota; Parabasalia; Trichomonadida; Trichomonadidae. The transcript has a single exon. The annotation marks the transcript as partial.